AUGGCAAUGGGAAGGUCGGUCAUCAUCCUGACCGGCGCCCCAGAGGCCGACCGGCUGGACUGGGACAGCCCUGACCUCCUCCAGACUUUCCAAGACUCCAUUGCAGCUUUCGCGGGCCUUUCGAAGCAGUCGAAACAUGAUCCUCCACUAUCUACAGCGUCUCAGGACAGAUCUCUCUUGGACAUCCCCCUAUGGCGCUCCCUCUCGCUGCAGCGCACUCACAUCCCAACCGGUUUCUCCCAGUAUCACGAUCUGAACAUCGUGAACAAUUUCCCCUCCAGCGCCGACUUCCUCACCACCGCCGGCAUAUCCUUCGACGCCGCUUCCCAGGGCCUGAGCCAGGACGACUCCGCCGGCCACGAGAGCAAGCUGCUGGCCGAGUGGUAUGAGCACUCGCUCGCGCUGCACGACGACCUGGUCUCGUCCCAGCUCGUGCCGCACGACUCCCAGGCCCACCACGGCAGCGGCGAGCACGAUUCCCCCGCAGGCGGCGCCACCGAAACCUCCAAGUCUACUUCAUUCCUGACGACCAGCGACGAGGGCGACUCCACGACGGUCCUCACUAACGCCGCCGACGACGCCACUAUCGUCGUGAGGACGCCCCUCCAGCCCGGCCGGCAGCGCACCGGCCGCCCCUCCGCGGCGGACCACCUCUCGGACCUGGAGGACAUCCCGCCCGCCCGGUACCUCGAGUCGAUCCGGCCGCAGACCAUGACGGUGACGCUCAUCGCGGGCAUCAUCAGCAUCGCGGCCCCGCGGGCGGUGGAGACGCGCUUCGGCAGCGCCAGGACGCUGGUCGAGGUGCUCGUCGGCGACGAGACCAAGUCGGGCUUCUCGGUGACGUUCUGGCUGCCCGGCGGCGGCGAUGGCGCCUCGUCAAGCCCGCUGGCCGGCCUCAGGGCCCAGGACAUCGUGCUCAUGCGCAACGUCGCGCUCAACGUCUUCAGGGGCAAGGUCUACGGCGGGAGCCUGCCGCGCGGCAUGACGGGGGUGUACCUGCUGCACCGCGGGCGGAGGCUGGGGCCCGGCGACGACGGCGGGCACUACGCGGCCGCUGACCUGGCCGGGGCCGGGAGGCGCGGGGCGAAGCAGCAGAAGGUCCACCCGCAGCUGGACAAGACGAGGCGGGUGAGGGACUGGGUGCUGAGGUUCGUGGGCGGUCCUGGCAGGCCUGCUGGCGCUGGCGAUACCGGUGGUGGUGGCACUCGGAGGUCGACGCGGACGAGGAAGAGGCCUGCGCCUAGGGAUUGGAACUUGCCUCCGCCUUUGGACUCGCAGUGA
This is a messenger RNA of Diaporthe batatas, 1281 nucleotides long. RefSeq lists its product as uncharacterized. The transcript has a single exon. Lineage: Eukaryota; Fungi; Ascomycota; Sordariomycetes; Diaporthales; Diaporthaceae. The record is from RefSeq and is a predicted model, not a curated record. The coding region runs from base 1 to 1281 and encodes 426 amino acids.